Molecule: messenger RNA, 4935 nt
Organism: Colletotrichum higginsianum IMI 349063
Lineage: Eukaryota; Fungi; Ascomycota; Sordariomycetes; Glomerellales; Glomerellaceae
Product: Sec7 domain-containing protein
Exons: 2
Coding region: 1-4935 (1644 amino acids)
Biological process (GO): regulation of ARF protein signal transduction
Molecular function (GO): guanyl-nucleotide exchange factor activity
Source: RefSeq, a predicted model, not a curated record
AUGUACGCCGACUCGCCGAGACGGUCCAGUCGCCGCCGUCCCGAUCUCAACAUCGACACUUCCCCUCCCGUCGCCUUUUCGACCAGGCCCUCCGCAGUCGCCGUCGCCUCUCGAGAAUCAGCUGCCGCUGCUGCCGCUCCCCCCGUCCCGCAAACGCCCCCAAGCAACAGGAACAGACCGCCGCCGCCCUCUUCCUCCUCGUCCGUCGCCAAGGGCAAGUCUAGUUCCCGGGCAUUGAGAGGCCCGGCUCUCUCCCGUCAUGCCGACGACUCCCUUCUAGAUACCCCCGAAUCCCCCGACAGCUUCGACAUGUCGGCGAACAAAGAAAACGAUAACCCUGAUCUGCCCCGUCCGCGCGAUUCCCACGACCUGUCCCUGUCCCCGCGGAACGUCACACGCGACUCCCUAAUGGCCAACAUGCUCAUUUCCCUCGACCAAUUCACCAUGGCCGGUCCUGUCGGCGGUCCGUUCGUCACCGGCGCCCCAGACAUGCUCGACGAGCCGCCCCAGCAGUACCAGUACGAUACCGACGGCGACGGCUUCUCUAGGUCGGUGCGAGGCGGUCGUGCCAAUGGCCACUCGUACUCGUACAGCUCCGAUUUCGACGCCGACGACGCGAGUAGGAUAUCCUCGCGAGGGCGGAGGAGCAACAGCAGCUCCAACUUCCAGCCCGGCCUGCAUCGCAUCAGCAGCAUGCGCGAACCGCUGCGAAGCACCCCCGGCACCUCGCGCCACAUGCACUCCCGAGGACGCAAGGGGAGCGCAAAAAGCAGCAGCUCCAACAGUAUCGAUGCCGGAUACGCCCAGGUCCUCAGUAGUACGAGGUGGGCGUCGGGCUUUGGUGGUCGAUCUUCGAGCUUCGACUACGGCCACCGCCCACCCGCCUUGCAGGCCACCACACAACAACAGCAACAGCAAGCAGGAGGUGCCCCGUGGCACAUAGAGUUCUCCAACAACUUCUUCGCCGACAACUACGACGCGGCCCCGACGCCCACCGUGCCUGGCGGGCCUCGACGCAUGAUGCCACCCGUAACGCCCCCGGCGGCCACGAAUUACCCACCGUCGCCUGGGCCCGCCGCUGUUCCCUUGCCUGCGGUGGAGCCCAUCGAACCGCUGCCGCCCGUCACCCUCGAACGCAAGCGCUCGAACCGAUCCGCCAAAAGCACCUCGACAAACCACCACCACCACCACCACCACCGCAAAGCGGAAAACAAUCCCAACAACCCUCACCACGAGGUGCCGCCGCCGCCGUUGCCAAUGCCGGGUCCAGCAGUGCCUGCGCCGUCGACGGCCGCAGCCUCCGCCGCCUCCUCUUCGCCAGCACCAUCUUCCGUCCCCGCGUUCGAGGUCGAUUCCGCACCCGCGCCACACGUGGGCUACGGCAAGACAAAGGAGGCGGUGCACGGAGCUCAAGUUCCGACACAAGCACCGUCGCAAACAAAAGAAAAACCGGGGUUUUUCAGGCGAGUCUUCGGCUCGUCCAGAAACAAUGCCUCGAGCAAUCAGUCCGAGACGCAAAAUUCCACGGCCGUAUCCGUACCGUCGUCAACAUCUGUUGUCGACACGGCUGACCAGAGGUCCGGGAACAAAUCUCUACACGUUGCCAGCCAGAUGAAGUCCUCCGGCUCCGCCCCUCCCUCACGGGACACGUCUUCGUCCCAUUCCCAUCAUCACGUGCUGCAAAAGAAGCCGAGCUCCUUCUUCCGUCGCAGGAAGAAGUCCGUGUCCGCCGACGACGUCCCUCCCAUGCCCGCUGCCGCCCCCAUCGAGCCUCCAAUGCCCCCCUUGGUUCCCCCGAUUCAGCUGUCCGUCCCCAAGGACAAGCUUUCUGCGAAACCCGAACCCAGCCCAAUCAGCAGCCUGAGGAGGGUCAUGAACCCAUACCUAAAAGGCAGCCCGGUGACGCCAAACACACCUCUGUCACCUCACUCCGCCGGCGCCGCCCCUGUGCAACAAUCCGCCAACCCUGAAAUGGCCUCCGAUUCCGCCCCGGCUUCGCGCAACGAAGCACCCGAGGAGCAGCCGCGCUCCUUUUCGCCCGACUACGACCCAAGCCCCAAUGCACGCAUACGAGAAGUCCGGUCUGCUUCGCGCGGCGGUGAUGGUGACGAUGACAGUGACGGCGAUGACGACUCGCAGCCCGAAUACGAACGCCGUACCGACACGCCCACUCGCCCGCCUCCAGAGCCUCCCGUGUCGGCAGAAAAGAGGAACAACUCCUUCCUCGACAUUGAUGGCAGUGACAACGAAGCAGACACCGAGUCGAGACGGGGCAAUAAGACGAGAAGGGAGAAGGGGGCGAGAUCUGGCAGGAAGAUCAUCAAAGACUCGUCUCCCUCGCGGAAAGGCGCUUCAGACGGGACCGACGAUACCAUCAGAGGCAGGAAGAACAAGAACAACAACGGCAGAUUGGCCGUCGCCCAAGCAGACUCCGAUGACGAAGGCAAUCGGCCAGCGCUAAUCCUGCCGAUUGAGGGUACUAGGUCUGCCAGCAGGGCGUCGGGAUCGACCACGACUGAAUACAAGUCUGCGAUAAGUGGAACCCCCAGUGUGAGGAUCGAAGCCUCGGCCAACAACAGCCCCAAGGUCCUCGGCACCUUCGAGUCCAUGAGCUCCAAGCCCCUCGAUGAGCCCGACUUUGUCGUCGGAGACCCGACGGAGGAUGACCGCCAAAAGGCCAAAAAGAUAUUUGACGGUAACGAGGACUUUAUCCAGAAGCAGAAGGCCGCUGCGUGGAUGGGCGAGGAGGGCCCCGUCCGGCAGAGAACUCUGCAAGCGUACAUGGACCUUUAUGACUUUACCAACAAGAGCAUCUUGCAGAGUCUCCGGUUGAUAUGCCAACGUCUGGUCUUCCGAGCCGAGACGCAGCAGGUGGAUCGCAUUUUGGUUGCCUUUUCCAAGCGUUGGUGUGAUUGCAACGCCAACCACGGAUUCAAGGCAUCCGAUGUUAUCCACACAAUCUGCUAUUCGAUCAUGCUGCUCAACACUGAUUUGCACCUGGCUGACAUCGAACAAAAGAUGACGCGGAGCCAGUUCGUCAAGAACACUAUGACCACCAUCGUCCAGGCGGUGGCGGAGGCAGUCCCCGAUGCGUUUGAGCGGCCGACCAUCCUGCCAGGCAAGUCCAACAGCGCUCUCGGAGGCGACGAUUCCAGAACAUCCAUCGAGGAGCGGUUCACGUCACGUCGAUUGUCAUUCCGACCUCCGCCGAGGCACGAGGGAGACGGGUCCGGAGACCACUGCCAUGACGAAUGCGGGCCCCUGGUGAAGGCGCCGUUUGACGGUUCGAUGCGAGCCUGGGAACACCAGGUCGAAAUCGUCCUCAAGGACAUCUACGCCUCGAUUCGCGACGAGCGAUUGCCCUUAUUCGGCGCCGAUCCGUCCAAGAACCUCGCGCCGAACCCGCAGAGUAGCCUGUCCGUCAUGGGAAUGUUGAAGCGAACGCCUAGCGUUCUGAGUAAGGCCCCGUCUGAGAGUCAGGCAUCUAUGCGUGGACGCAUAGCUGAAAAUGGCCGUGCCAAUUCUUCCAGAUGGAAUUCGAAGAGCAGGUCACGACCUCGUAUGGGCAAUCCGGGAUUCUCUUCGUCGAGAACAAGUUUCGAGGACGGAAAUUCAGUUUGGAGCCCUACCGUAUCAUCGGCCACGUGGAGCAAGCUCUCGCUGGGCCGAACGCAGACCUCGAUGUCUGUGGAUUCGCUCAGCUCGUCAUUCUGCGGAGGCGACUAUCAACAGUCCAUCGGAUUUGCCAACGCCCUUAGCCAGGCCGUCAUCCGUGAUGAUGAAUCCGGUCUCGGCAAGGAGCCGUCCAUCAUGAGCGACGAACUGAAGCCCGCUCACCUGCUCGAGGACGAGUCCCUCGAGCUCGCCGGCCCUCCCUGGGUAAAGGAGGGCAUGGUGAUUCAUAAGCACCACCUGGACGGUAUCGAGAAGAAGGCCAAGGACCGCCACUGGAACGAGGUUUUCGCCGUCAUCCAACGAGGCCAAAUGAGUAUAUUCUCCUUUGGCACUAACAAGUCGGCGGCACGCAAGAGCCGCGGCCGCCACGCGGCCAAGGGUCCCGCCAUCGUCGGAGGCGGCAACUGGCAGGAAAAUGCUACUAACCUAGGUACGUUCAGUCUCCGCCAGACCCUGGCAUCGACGCUGCCGCCACCCGGCUACUCGAGAGCUCGGCCUCAUGUCUGGGCCCUGAGUCUGCCAACGGGUGCGGUUCACCUGUUCCAGGUCGGGACCCCGGAGAUCAGCAAGGAGUUUGUCACUACGGCCAACUACUGGAGCGCUCGCCUGAGCACGCACCCGCUCGUGGGCGGUAUCAGCAACAUCGAAUACGGAUGGAGCGAUGCCAUCAUCAACAACGCUCUCGUCACGGCCAUCAAUGAACAAACGGUGGGCCCGUCGCCAGCACGCCAGCGGUCCAACUCCCGACCCGGAAGCAGCGCCGCCAACAACCGACCUAGCAUUUCAAGCUUCCGCUCCGGCUCUCUCGACCAUGGCCCUGGAGGACCAUACAGUUCCGCCAGCCGUGGUAACAAGCUUCCCGGCGACAGAAUCCACAUCGCCGACUGGGCGCCUCCGACACAGAGUAUGCGGCCCAGCAACCUGCCUGAGGAGGAGCAGCUCGACAGCCUCCUUGCCUACGUCAAGGGCAUCGAAGACGAGCUGCAGGUACAUAACCAGCUUCGCAGCCCGAUGCUACUUGCAUUUACGCCCCGCGGCAACAAUGCCGUCCGCGCCAUGGCCAACUGGGAGCGCAAGAGCGCCUACCUCCUGCGGGAGAUUGUCAAGUUCAGGACGUACGUCGACUGCCUGCAGCAGGCGGGCACGCGCAAGAACGAGAUCUACACAGAGAGAGAUCUGGCGCGCCGGGCGGCCAGAGGAGAACUGGACGAGGGAGAGAUUGAGUUUGACGCCGAACGAGACACAUCGAUCAGAGCGUAG